AUGGAGGGUGACGGACAUGAUUAUGAGAUAGAAGAAGGAUUCAAUCCUCUAGUGGAUGAAGGGGAACAACAAUAUCCACCCCCUCCUCCACUUGAGAAUGUGAAUCAACAAAGGCAACAAGAGCGACCAAGGGAUGUUCGCCCUCGGGUGCAACCGCAAGUGCAAAAUCAACCGAGGCAAACUUUGGGCGAGUUCUUCUUGCCGGAUGUGGAUAAUGCCACGUUCGGAUGUUUUGCUAUGCCGGUUCAAGCGGCGACCUUUGAGAUCAAGCCGAGUACUAUCCAACUCUUGGAGAACCGUUGUGCCUUCUUUGGGUUGAAGCAUGAGGACCCAAAUGCCCAUAUAGCCAAGUUCUUGGGGGUCCUUAAUACGUUCAAGCUUCAUGGGAUAACCGCGGACCAAAUCAAGCUCCGGAUGUUCCCUUUCUCUUUGAGGGAUAAAGCUAGUUUGUGGCUUCAAUCUCUACCCAAUGAAUCGAUCCAUACUUGGCGGGAGUUGGCUCAAGCUUUUCUUAACAAGUACUUUCCACAUGGCAAGACAACAAAGCUAACCAAAGACAUUCUUGAGUUUGUGCAAUUCGACGGGGAGUCGCUCUAUGAAGCUUGGGAGCGCUUUAAGGAUCUACAAAGGAGUGUUCCCCAUCAUAAGCUUAACAAGGAGCAUGUGAUUCAAAUUUUCUAUGAUGCAACGAAUAUCACCACUAGAGCCACUAUUGAUGCGGCUUCGGGGGGGUCUUUGAUGCAAAAGACAUAUGAAGAGGCUCUUGAGUUGGUAGAAAAGUUGGCCAUGGUUAGUAGCACAUGGGGGCCCACGGAUAGAAGAGCACCGGCUAGUCAAAAGUCGGUAAUGACGCUUGACCAAGUUAGAGAGAUGGAAGCUAUCAAGGAGAAAAAUGUUUCACUUCAAGCGCAAGUGGAUGCCUUAAGGAAACAAGUUGCCCCAAGAAAUGCUCCGGUGGCCUAUGUCCAAGUAGGAUGCGAGUUUUGUGGGGAUCUCAACCACUCGGGAGGCGAAUGCCUAGUUACGGGGCAAAGUAUGAGUGAGCAAGUCACAAUAGACCUCCACAACAACAAGGUCCCUACCAAGGAAAUCCAAACCAUGGGAACAACUAUGGUGGUAGACCGCAACACCCUCCCGGUUUUCAACAACCACGGAACACGGAUGAGGGAAAUGUGCUUGCCAAGACCUCAAGGGGGAUUGCCGUCCACUACGGAAAACAAUCCAAGAGAGCAUCUUAAAGCGGUAGAGCUCCGAAGCGGGAGGAAUCUUGAGAAGGCCAAUGGGAAGAAGCAUGUUGUAGAGGAGGAUGAGCCUCAAGUGGUGAUUGAUGUCGCUAGCUCUAGUCAAGAACUACCUAAUGCUAGUGAGGAGGUGGCUAUUAACAUCGAGGAAGCAUAUGUGAGACCUCCACCACCUCCACCCUUUGUUCCGAAAGUACCAUUUCCAAGCCGGCUAAGGAAGGCACCGGACAACCAAAAGUUCCAUAAGUUCCUUGAGGUUUUCAAGAAACUUCAAAUCAACCUUAGUUUGGCGGAUGCUCUAAGAGAGAUGCCCCAAUACGCGAAGUUCUUGAAAGACAUCAUCAUGAAUAAGCGUAGUUGGGAGCAAGGCGGAACAAUACCCCUCACGGAGAAUUGUAGUUCUAUAAUUCAAAGCAACCUACCAACAAAGCUAAAGGAUCCAGGGAGUUUCACUAUUCCUUGCACCAUUGGAAAUACUAAUGCUAUAAAUUGUUUAUGUGAUCUUGGUGCAAGUAUUAAUUUGAUGCCUUUGUUUCUUUUUAGGUCCUUAUUUGGUGAACAACCGGUGAAGCAUACCUCGAUGGUGCUACAACUAGCCGAUCACUCUCUCAAGAAGCCGUAUGGGAUAGUAGAAGAUGUGCUUGUUAAGGUGGAUAAAUUCAUCUUUCCGGUGGAUUUUGUAAUCUUGGACUACGCGGUGGAUAAAGAGUGUCCUAUGAUCCUUGGCCGCCCAUUCAUGAACACCGGGCGUGCUCUUAUUGAUGUGCAUGCCGGAAAGCUUACCUUGAGAAUUGAUGAGGAAAAAGUGGAGUUUGAUAUGAAGAGGGUGAUGCGGAACACCAUCGAGGACGAAGAGUGCAUGAGGGUUGAUUUGGUGGACAAUCUUGUGGAAGAUCAAUUGAAAGAGAAUGUGGAAGUCAUCAACCAAGGAGUUUCACGGAAUUUGGAAGAGUUUGACCACUGCAAGGGGUGUCUCGAUCGAGACAGCCACCCAGAAAACUGUCUCAAUCGAGACACAUGUAGCACAAAAGCUACUGCCCCAAAUCUUGGCCUUGUCUCGAUUGAGACAGGGGUGUCUCGAUCGAGACAAGGGAAAAUCACUCCUUGUCUCGUUUUGGACCCCUCUGUCUCGAAAGAGACAAGCUGUAAUGGGGAAAUUACUGAUUUUUCUCGAGUUUCAAAGGUUGUCUUCCAUUCCGAUGACAUUGAGGGUGAGUAUUCCGAAGAAGAGGAGCCAAGGCCGGAAAUCUUGAUAAAAGAAGGAGGAGUGACACCCCCAUCUUCCGAGGUGCCACCAAUUGUUGAAAUGAAACCGUUACCACUUCACCUCCGAUAUGCAUUUGUGGGAGAAAACAGAACGCUCCCCAUCAUCAUCUCCGAUAAGCUUUCAAAAGAGCAAGAGAAAAGGGUUGUUCAAGUAGUGAAGAGUCAUGUGUUGGCCAUGGGAUGGCAAAUUUCCGACAUCCGAGGGAUAAGCCCUCAAGUUGUGAUGCACAAGAUUCAUCUUGAAGACGAGUCGAAGAGAUCAACUCAAAGGCAAAGGAGAUUGAAUCCAAAUAUGAAGGAAGUUGUGCACAAAGAGAUUGUCAAGCUCCUCGACGCCGGGAUAAUCUACCCUAUUUCGGAUAGUGGGUGGGUUAGCCCGAUUCAAUGCGUGCCUAAAAAGGGAGGUAUAACGGUGGUGGAAAAUGACAAGGGAGAGCAAAUCUCCACAAGAACGGUGACCGGUUGGAGAGUAUGCAUUGAUUAUCGAAAGCUCAACGCGGAAACCCGAAAAGAUCACUUUCCGCUACCAUUUAUCGAUCAAAUGUUGGAGAGAGUAGCGGGUCACAAGUUUUACUGUUUCCUCGACGGGUACUCCGGAUACAACCAAAUAUUAAUUCUCCCGGAAGACCAAGAGAAGACGACCUUCACAUGCCCCUACGGUACCUUCGCAUACCGCCGGAUGCCUUUUGGUCUAUGCAACGCACCCGCUACAUUUCAAAGAUGCAUGACCUCAAUCUUCAAUGAUAUGAUUGAAGAUAUUAUGGAGGUGUUUAUGGAUGACUUUUCCGUCUUUGGGGAUUCUUUUGAUAAGUGCUUGGUAAAUCUUGAACGCGUAUUGAAACGGUGUGAGGAAGCAAAUUUGGUACUUAAUUGGGAGAAGUGCCAUUUCAUGGUUGAAGAAGGUAUUGUGCUCGGGCACAAGAUUUCCGAGAAAGGUAUUGAGGUGGAUAGAGCUAAGACGGAGGUAAUCGAGAGAUUGGUUGCCCCGACCACGGUGAAGGGAGUCCGGGCAUUUUUAGGCCAUGCGGGUUUUUACCGGCGAUUCAUUAAGGACUUCUCAUCUAUUGCAAGGCCGUUGACGAAUCUCCUAGUGAAGGAUGCCCCAUUUGAGUUCACAAGGGAGUGUUGUGAGGCGUUUGGGAAAUUGAAGGAAGCACUUGUGACCGCUCCGAUCAUUUCAACUCCGGAUUGGAGUUUACCUUUUGAGCUCAUGUGCGAUGCAAGUGACCAAGCUCUAGGGUGUGUGUUGGGGCAACGUAAGGAGAAGCGAGUCCAUGUGAUUUAUUAUGCUAGUAGAACUUUGGCGGGGGCUCAAUUGAACUACACCACCACGGAAAAAGAGAUGCUCGCCGUGGUUUUUGCUCUUGAUAAAUUCCGGUCUUAUCUACUUGGGGCCAAGACUAUUGUUUUUACCGACCACGCGGCAUUGAGGCAUCUUUUCGCCAAGCAAGAUGCAAAGCCUCGCCUAAUCCGGUGGAUCCUAUUGAUGCAAGAAUUUGAUAUUGAAAUCCGGGAUAAAAAGGGAACGGAAAAUGUGGUUGCGGACCAUCUAUCAAGGCUUGAGAACCCGGAAGCAAUCCCAAUUGGAGUGGAGAUUAAUGAGCAAUUCCCGGAUGAAAUGUUGAUGGUGAUCUCGGAAGUCGAUACACCUUGGUAUGCGGAUAUUGCAAACUACCUAUCUUCGAAUAUCAUGCCUCCGGAUCUAUCCCAUCAUCAAAGAAAGAAAUUUUUAAGCGAUGUGAAACGAUUUUUGUGGGAUGAACCCUACCUAUUCAAGGUAUGUGGGGAUGGGAUGAUUCGGAGGUGCGUGCCAUUGAACCAAACUAGCGGCCAAGUCGAGGUGUCCAACCGUGAGUUGAAAAGAAUAUUGGAAAAGACGGUGAAUGGGUCUCGAAAGGAUUGGUCCUUAAAGUUAGACGAUGCUUUGUGGGCAUACCGGACGGCUUUUAAAACACCGCUUGGUAUGUCCCCUUUUCGCAUUGUCUACGGAAAGGCGUGCCACUUACCGGUGGAAUUAGAGCACAAGGCUUAUUGGGCCAUCAAAAAGUUGAAUUAUGAUUUCAAGGCGGCGGGUGAGAAGCGCAUGUUACAACUCAAUGAGUUGGAUGAAAUCCGAUUCAAUGCUUAUGAGAAUACUAAGCUCUAUAAGGAGAAAACAAAGCGGUGGCAUGAUGCUCACAUCUCACCCAAGACUUUUGAGGUAGGAGCCUUUGUGUUGCUCUACAAUUCAAGGUUGAGAUUGUUCCCGGGAAAAUUAAAAUCUCGGUGGAGUGGGCCUUUCAAGAUUCGGCAUGUAGCAACCCAUGGAGCUUUAGAAUUGGAAAACCAAAAGGGGGAAACGUUUAAGGUCAACGGACACCGUUGCAAGCCCUACUUGGGACCUUUGACGGAUCAAAUAGGCGAACAAGUCUAUCUAGCCCCUCCUUCGUAAGUCUCAUGUAAUGGAACGGUCGAGCUUUCGACUUAAAACAAGCGCACUCGGGAGGCAAUCCCGAGAGGUUCGAUUUUUAAUCCUUGUCUUUUCAUUUUCUUAGUCAAUUAAUUUUAGUAUUUUAGUUGUUAUUUUAAAUUUUUGUUGUUGGAUUUUAUGCCGGGUGUGUUGUUUGUGUUGUGUAGGCUAAGUAAGAAAAAAAUGGAAUUCCGCUCAUUUUUGGGUGUCUCGAUCGAGACAGUCAUUAAAGGAGCUGUCUCGAUCGAGACAAGAAGGGAAAUCGAGGCAGUAGCUUUUGAGCUACUAG
This is a messenger RNA of Mercurialis annua (annual mercury), 5245 nucleotides long. RefSeq lists its product as uncharacterized. The record is from RefSeq and is a predicted model, not a curated record. The transcript has 4 exons. Gene Ontology annotation, molecular function: nucleic acid binding. Lineage: Eukaryota; Viridiplantae; Streptophyta; Magnoliopsida; Malpighiales; Euphorbiaceae. The coding region runs from base 1 to 4938 and encodes 1645 amino acids.